This is a messenger RNA of Aspergillus welwitschiae, 763 nucleotides long. RefSeq names its product ubiquitin-like protein ATG12. NCBI's taxonomy places the organism in Eukaryota, Fungi, Ascomycota, Eurotiomycetes, Eurotiales, Aspergillaceae. Gene Ontology annotation, biological process: autophagy of mitochondrion; C-terminal protein lipidation; autophagosome assembly. The transcript has 4 exons. Gene Ontology annotation, cellular component: cytoplasm; Atg12-Atg5-Atg16 complex; phagophore assembly site membrane. The record is from RefSeq and is a predicted model, not a curated record. Bases 134 to 646 code for a protein of 170 amino acids.
CUGCAAACCAUUCCUUUCCAUUCCUUAUCACCCAUCGCUGAUUUUACUCAUACUACAUCGUCUGUUGUUCUUUUUGCUCAUUCAGCCUCGAGCACAAGUCGCGCUACACAGCGUUAACCCCCUAUCGCUAGACAUGGAUUCCCCUUCGCCCCAGGGCCCCUCGGCCCAAAACUCACCCAAACCCGACCAGGCCAAACUCGCUCACAGACCAGCCAAUCGUAAACAAUCUUCUGAUUCUUCUUCGAAUACCCAAAAUGCACCUAUACCAGACGACAAGCACGGUGCGGACUUACCAAUGACCAUGUCCGCCUCGGUGGUGCUAACCAGCUUACCCCGCGAUGCCCACCAAGCAUUGGCGGAUGCUGAGGCUGUCGAUAGGGGCAAAGUUACCGUGCGCUUUCAGCCACUGCCUUCAGCUCCCAUCCUGAAGAACCGCGUGUUCAAGAUUAGUGCCUCGCAAAAGUUCGAAACAGUCGUGAAAUUUCUCAGGAAGAAGCUGGACUGUAAAGAAUCCGACUCGGUUUUCUGUUAUGUCAACAGUGUAUUUGCCCCUGGGUUAGACGAAGGUGUUGGUGGGUUGUGGAGGUGUUUCAAGACUGACGAGCAACUUAUCGUUGCUUACUCUAUGACGCCCGCUUUUGGCUGAUGGGGAGCAAAGGUCGAUGUGUAUUAGUGCAACAGCUGUCUUGACUAUUUACAGAUUAGAAAGGCAACUGUGCACAAAAAUUGUCAAAGUUUAUUUGACAAUAUAUAAGAAUUUUGG